Molecule: messenger RNA, 4107 nt
Organism: Cryptomeria japonica (Japanese cedar)
Lineage: Eukaryota; Viridiplantae; Streptophyta; Pinopsida; Cupressales; Cupressaceae
Product: LRR receptor-like serine/threonine-protein kinase FLS2
Exons: 2
Coding region: 278-3820 (1180 amino acids)
Biological process (GO): protein phosphorylation
Molecular function (GO): protein binding; protein kinase activity; ATP binding
Source: RefSeq, a predicted model, not a curated record
GCAAUAUAAUAAGCUGGUGGGCACAGUAAAGCUGGAGUAGAAUUAAAAUAUGGAGCACUUUGAUCCUACAUUUGUAUUUAGUGCUGUUCUGGAGAGCAAUCAUAUAAAGUCGCCUACUCACAGAUUUUCUUUUUCUUCACGCGGUUUCAUACUUACAGAUAGGAAUACCUCCAGUCAACAUGAAUCCAUCUAAGUCAACAAAGAUUGAUCUUGAAAUAUUAUAUAUUCAUCUAUACCACCGUGAGUACAUUAUAUUAAUUUGGUAUCAACUCUAUCAAUGGCAUCAGCAUUACUGCUAUGGUCUUCUACUGUUUCAUUGAGAAGCUUGUUGCUCAUCUUUUUUUCUGUAAUGGGAAUGAUAUGCCCCAUGUAUCCCUUUGCUCAGGCUGAUGAAGCCCUAGAUUUACAAGGCCUUUUAUCAUUCAAGAAAUCCAUAUCCAGAGACCCCAUGAAUGCUUUGUUUGACUGGAACAACAAAGCCCAUCACUGCAAUUGGUCUGGCAUAGCCUGUGAUUCGCUUAACAAUGUUGUUUCCAUCACAUUUUUAAAUAAGCAGCUGGAAGGAGUCAUUUCCCCUGCCAUUGCAAAUAUCUCAAAUCUGAAUUCUUUGGACUUGGAUACAAAUUUCGUCCAUGGCACCAUUCCUUCUCAGCUUGCAGAGUGCUCACAGCUGGCCUAUCUUGUUCUGUUCGGCAAUAAUCUCACAGGAAGCAUUCCUUCAAGCUUGGGGAAAUUAUCUGCUCUGGAGUAUAUGGACUUGGGCAACAAUUAUUUGGAAGGCAGCAUACCUGACACCAUUGUCAACUGCACCAGUCUAUCAGUUGUCAUUUUAUCUGUCAACAAUUUCACAGGUGAACUUCCUUCCUCUCUUGGAAAUCUGGUUAAUCUGCAGUUUUUCGUUGCUUAUAUAAACUAUUUCACUGGUAGCAUACCUCCUUCCCUAGCUAGAUGCACUGGUUUAAAUAUCUUAGAUCUAAGUGAAAACCGUCUGCAAGGUUCCAUACCUCCUGAGCUAGGGAACCUGCACAGCCUACAGAUUUUACAGUUGUAUGAUAACAACUUGACCGGAACUAUUCCAUCUACUCUGGGCUCCUGCAAAAAUAUUACUUUUAUAAUAUUGCAUAAAAAUAAGCUGACGGGUACCAUUCCCCUGGAGUUAGGAAAGCUUUCUAAGUUACAAGAGCUGUUUCUGUAUCUAAACAGAUUGUCUGGAACUAUUCCAGUGACUCUAUCCCACUGUAAAUCUUUGGUUAAACUUGAGCUAUCCAACAACAAUUUAAGUGGUAGCAUACCCUACCAGCUUGGAUCUUUGCCUUCCUUAGAAAUCUUAUACCUGUUCAGUAACAGGCUCACUGGAGAAAUUCCACCCAGUCUGAGUAAAUGUUCUAAUCUGACUCUGCUAGCUCUGUUUAACAAUAGUCUCACAGGACCCAUUCCAGAAACUUUUGGGUUUCUCUCCAAAUUGCAAGUGCUGAACAUCCAUGAAAACCAGCUUUCGGGCCCCAUUCCUUCCACUCUUUUCAACUGCUCCAGCCUCAGAAAUAUCUCUGCCAUGGAUAAUCUGUUCACAGGAAAAAUGCCUUCAGAAAUCGGCAAACUGGGCAAGCUUAACUUUUUGUCCCUUAGUCUUAAUCGCCUGUGGGGUGAGAUUCCAACCGCUUUGUACAACUGCUCGUUGCUUCAAACCCUCGACCUUUCCUAUAAUAAUUUCAGCGGUUCUCUUCGAGGAAUUAGCAAGCUGAAAAACCUGAAAAUACUACAAAUAAAAGGCAAUUCUUUCAAUGGGCCUGUUCCAGAUGAGCUUGGAAAUCUUUCAAGCUUGUUUAAACUUCAUCUGGCCAUAAACCAUUUCAGCGGAGCAAUUCCCCCUGCUUUAGGCUCCCUGUCUAACCUUCAAGGGCUCUAUCUUCACAGAAACCUUCUGAAUGGUACUAUUCCACAGGAGAUUUCCGGUUGCCGACAGCUUGCAGAACUGUCCCUUCAAAGCAACCGACUGACUGGCGGCAUUCCAGAUGCAAUCUCCAAGCUGGCAUGGCUCACCUUGCUGGACCUGUCGGACAACAUGUUAAGCGGUCGAAUCCCAUCGAGUCUCGGAAUGUCCACAAGGAUUCAGUAUCUGGAUAUUUCUCGGAACAACCUUACUGGGUCCAUUCCUAGCUCUGUGGCAAGCUUGAGAAGUUUGCAGUUAAUGUUUAACCUGUCCAGCAAUAGAUUGACCGGUUCAAUUCCUGCAGAGCUGGGAGGACUAGAAAUGGUACAGUUUAUAGAUCUGUCAAACAAUAAGCUGUCAGGAACAGUCCCUGCUGCUCUUGGGGGCUGCAACAACCUUCAAGGGCUUGACUUGUCUAGCAACAAUCUGCAUGGUAAAAUACCUGUUACUCUUUCUCGCUUGGAAAACUUGGAGCAAUUUCUUAAUAUGUCAAACAAUAGUCUUGAAGGAAAGAUCCCAGCUGAACUAGGCAGCUUGAAGAUGUUAACAAGUCUGGAUCUUUCUUCCAACUUGCUUAAUGGAAGUGUGCCAUCUCAGCUGGGGAAUUUGUCAAAGUUGGUAUAUCUAAAUCUUUCCCACAAUCAGCUAGAAGGCCCUGUUCCUCAUGUGGGUAUUCUGAAAAUUUUUGAUGCAUCCAGCUUUAAGGACAACUUUAAGCUUUGUGGUCUGAAUGGUCAGAGCCCCUGCCCUGCUGGGCUGCAUUCUCACAAACAAAACACAAAGCGUAUUGUACUACUGGUCGCUUUAAUAAUUGCUGCUGCAGUGGGUUUCUGCUCACUCCUCUGUCUGGCGUUCAUUGCCUACCAUUGGAGGAGAAAGAAGAGCAAACCAGAUGAGAUUUCUCUAUUGAAUGUCCCUUCAGAUCCUCUGCGGUUUACCAGAAGAGAUUUGCAGAAUGCUACUAGCAACUUCAGUUCAGACAACAUCAUUGGAAGCAGCAGCAUCAGCACAGUCUACAAGGGCGUUCUCAGCAAUGGCAGAAUAGUGGCUGUGAAAGUCCUGAAGAUUGAAAACCCCAAAGAAGUAGAACGCUGUUUCAACACAGAGCUACAUACCUUAUCUCGCAUCAGACACAGAAAUCUGGUCAAGAUUCUGGGGUUUGCUUGGGAUAACCGGUUAAGGGCUCUGGUACUCGAAUUUCUCCCAAAUGGCAAUCUGGAUGCAGCCGUACAUAACAGAGAACAGAGCAGAAUUUUGAGUUUAUCCAAAAGACUUGACAUCACCAUAUCCAUAGCUCAGGCAUUGGUAUAUUUGCAUGAGGAUUACGGUUUCCCCAUUGUCCAUUGUGAUCUGAAGCCUGCAAACAUUCUUCUGGAUGAAGAUCUUGAAGGCCAUGUGAGCGAUUUUGGUACUGCUAGAAUGCUUGGGAUCCAUCUCCAGCAAGAUAGCAGGGGGUCCUCUUCUUCAGCUUUUCAGGGGACUAUUGGUUACUUUGCACCAGAGUUUGCAUAUAUGGCGCCAGUGACUCCAAAAGCAGAUGUUUUUAGCUUCGGCAUAAUUUUAAUGGAGUUGUUGACGAGCAGAAGACCCACCUGCUCAAAUUUGCUGUCUGAGGGAGGUGAAGGGAUAAGUUUGCAACAGUGGAUUGAAAAUGGUGUAAUUGCUGGCGAUGGCGUACUUAAACUGGUUGAUAAAUCUCUCAUGGGGGAGAUGUCCGAUGAAAAACAAGAAGAAAAAGUGCAGAACUUAUUGAAGAUAUCUUUACAGUGUACGAAAGUAGUACCAGAUGAACGCCCAACAAUGAGUCAAGUGCUGACUGCGCUCCUGCAUAUUAAAGAGGAUAGGAUGGAAAGCAAUGGAGAUCUUUACAAUGAGGUACAGAGAAAUUGAUGGAAAAGAUACGUAACAAAAGUGUUACUUUCACCUUCCACUUAUUAUUAGAUUGGUCUGCCGCAAUUUUCCACAUAAACCCUUUGUAAUGUCCCCUACUAGGUCUAGCUUUGUUUUCCCCAUAAUUAAUCCAUCUCAACAUACUUAUGACUUAAACUAAAUUGAUUAGGAGACAAACUAUCUUAAAUAUCGCAUUUUCCAACUUCUUAGAUACCAAUAGUCAUAACAGAGAAACAUAGUCUUCUUUCUAAUAUUGAAUUAAUAAUUCAAUUUGGUUUAUAAUCUUA